Messenger RNA from Sorghum bicolor (sorghum), 2009 nucleotides. Its product is annotated as GDSL esterase/lipase At5g45910. The record is from RefSeq and is a predicted model, not a curated record. The coding region runs from base 473 to 1597 and encodes 374 amino acids. Gene Ontology annotation, molecular function: hydrolase activity, acting on ester bonds. The transcript has 5 exons. NCBI's taxonomy places the organism in Eukaryota, Viridiplantae, Streptophyta, Magnoliopsida, Poales, Poaceae.
UCCCAGUCAACCGCAUUGAAUACCGCCAGGCCACGGCCGCAGUCAAUGCACUGCUCCUGCUCGCGUCCGCGUGUUCCCCCGUCUCCACGCGUCCGUCCGGCCAGCUCCAGCUCCAGCUCCAGCCGCACCGGCACCGGCACCGGCACCACCACCUCCUCCGCACGCGCGUGCCGCACCGAGCAGGCGUCCCAUCGGUCGCCCACCACGCGCCGCUGCGGCUGGGGGUGGUGCGCGCAAGAAGAAUCCAAGCUCCCCCGGUCCCGAACCGGUGAACUCCACAGUCCGUAGCAGUCUGCCUGCCUGCCUGGCCUACAAGAGCAAGCGGACAAGCGCCACACGGGCAAAGGCCAGUUCACGAGCCCGGCCAAGAACCCAAACCCCAAGCAAGGCCAAGCCAAACCGCGCUUCUUCUCCACCUUCUCCUCGUGCUCCGCUCGGCUUGACUCCUCGCGCCAAUUCCGGGGAACAGGCCAUGCCGGGAGAUGGGGGAGCAACUGGAAGGGCGACGUGGGUGUGCGCGGUUCUCGCGGCGUUCCCAUUUCUAGCGGCGGCGGCGGCGGGGAGGUACCACGCGGUGUUCAAUUUCGGGGACUCGCUGGUCGACGCCGGCAACCUGGUCACGGAGGGCAUCCCGGACUACCUCGCCACCGCGCGCCCGCCCUACGGCCAGACCUACUUCGGCUACCCCACCGGCAGAUGCUCCGACGGCCGCCUCGUCGUCGAUUUCAUCGCGCAAGAGUUCGGCCUCCCGCUGCUGCCGCCGUCCAAGGCCAAGAACGCCAGCUUCGCGCAGGGCGCCAACUUCGCCAUCACCGGCGCCACCGCGCUCGACACCGACUUCUUCCAGAAGCGGGGGCUCGGCAAGACCGUCUGGAACUCCGGCUCCCUCUUCACACAAAUCCAGUGGCUGCGUGACCUCAAGCCAUCGCUCUGCAGCUCCGCGCAAGAAUGCAAGGAGUUCUUCGCCAAGUGCCUGUUUAUCGUAGGUGAAUUCGGUGGAAAUGACUACAACGCCCCGCUGUUCGCCGGCAAGGACCUCAAGGAGGCAUACAAACUGAUGCCCCAUGUGAUUCAGGGCAUCUCCGAUGGAGUUGAACAAUUGGUUACCGAGGGGGCAAAGGAUUUGAUUGUGCCCGGAGUGAUGCCGUCGGGGUGCUUUCCAGUCUACUUGACCAUGUACACUGACCCAAAGGAAGGGCAUGGCUCGCGCACCGGCUGCCUCAAGCGGUUCAACACAUUCUCUUGGGUGCACAAUGCGAUGCUCAAGCGCGCACUUGAGAAGCUCCGAGAGAAGCACCCUGGUGUGAGGAUCAUCUAUGGUGAUUACUUCACGCCAAUCAUCCAGUUCAUACUUCAGCCCAAGAAAUUUGGAUUCUACAAACAACCACCAAGAGCCUGCUGUGGCGCUCCUGGGAGGGGCCCUUACAACUUCAAUCUAACAGCAAAGUGUGGCGAGCCUGGCGCUUCCGCAUGUGCUGAUCCUACAACGCACUGGAGCUGGGAUGGUAUUCACUUGACGGAAGCCGCAUAUCGACAAAUUGCCAGAGGUUGGCUUCAUGGACCAUUCGGAGACCAGCCUAUUGUGCAAUCGUCUUGAGUACAGCCAGCCGCUCCUCCUGUUGUACCUCCUCUAGAGUGUACCAAAAUAGCACACCAUGACACCAAACUGGAUCCGAUAAGGUAGUAGUAGUUCCAUGUAUAUCUCCUUCCAUUUCAUCAUUGCAGUCAGGUAAAGAGCCGAGAUAGGGGCUAUUAAUUAAAGCAUGAUUUCUUCAUUCAUGGUGGUGGUAUAAGUACAAAGUGUAAUGCACACAACAGUUCAUAUGAUACAGGGAUGAUUCCCUGUUGUCCAUGAUGACUCCCAGUUAGAAAUCACUAUGGUGGUUAGCUCCGACUUCUGUCUGAAUAUAUAUACUCCUACUCUGGAGCCUUAUCCUCUUUGUGCACAUGCAUGAUUCGAGCGGAAUCUUCUGAUCUGAGAAAAUAAGAUUGCUUGCGACUUGUAUGCA